Leucoraja erinaceus (little skate) is the source of this 1827-nucleotide messenger RNA. Its product is annotated as UDP-glucuronosyltransferase 2C1-like. The coding region runs from base 167 to 1765 and encodes 532 amino acids. NCBI's taxonomy places the organism in Eukaryota, Metazoa, Chordata, Chondrichthyes, Rajiformes, Rajidae. The record is from RefSeq and is a predicted model, not a curated record. Gene Ontology annotation, molecular function: UDP-glycosyltransferase activity. The transcript is spliced from 2 exons.
UGGAAAAACUGCUUUCAAACAGAACAAUUAACGUUUAGAUUUUUAAUUCAAAUCACAAACUGGGUUAGUCAUUUGUUUAACAAACAAAAAUGAGAUAAGCUUUCCCCUCCCCCUUAAGACAUAGAGACCGUUGCCUCGAGGAUCGGUGCUAUUUUCUAUUUCCAGCAUGGGUAAUCCUGGAUGGAAAGGCAGAUUUGCAUUUGUUCUUUGCAUCACCAUCACCUUGUCUUGUCCAAUUACUCGAGCAGCUAGAAUAUUGGUCGUGCCUGUUGAUGGGAGUCACUGGAUCAAUAUGAAAUGUUUGAUAGAAGAGCUGAACCUUCGUGGCCACAGCAUCACUGUGCUCAGUCAGUCAACGUCCUUGUAUAUCAAAGAGAGCCCCGACUUGUAUCAAUCCAUUAUGAUUCAAAUGCCAAGAGAAUAUGAAAAUUACAACGUGAUGGAAAAUAUUGUACAAAAAACAUUAGAAAACUUACAGGAAGGCUCGACAGUCUGGGGAAAAAUUAAUCUCCAAUAUGAAAUGUUGAUGUUUUUGUUUGAGUAUCAUCAAUGGGCGAAAGAGAUUAUCAAAGCAUUAUUCGAAAACAAUAGCUUGUUGAACCAACUUGGAAAUGCAAAUUUUGAGUUAAUACUUACAGAUCCGGUAUUUGGUAUGGGGUCAAUGCUUGCUUAUUAUUUAAAACUGCCGCUGGUGUACAACGUUCGAUGGCAAGUUGGUGGGGAAGGUCAUUUACUCACUGCCCCCUCACCACCUUCCUACAUCCCACGCACUGGCUCACAUUUGACAGACAAGAUGAAUAUUCUCCAAAGAUCACAAAAUGUCCUGCAAACUCUUAAUGAGUUCCUGAUAAUAGAGCUUUUGGUCUAUCCACGUUAUAAUGAAAUCUGCCAACAGUAUCUGGGACCAGACACAGACUUCAAGUCGAUUCUCCUCAGAGCUGAUGUGUGGCUGAUGAGGGUGGAUUUUGUGUUUGAAUUCCCAAGACCCACCAUGCCAAACAUUGUGUACAUCGGAGGCUUCCAGUGUAAACCAGCACGGCCUCUGGCAGCAGAGUUUGAGGAGUUUGUCCAAAGCUCAGGGAAACAUGGACUUGUUGUAAUGUCAAUGGGAACUGUGGUCAAUUCCUUGCCAAUGGAGAUUACAAUGAAAAUAGCAGAAGCUUUUGCUCAAAUCCCCCAGAAGGUUAUCUGGAGAUAUGAUGGUGAGACACCUCCCAAUAUAGGGAAUAAUACACUGCUGGCAAAAUGGAUCCCUCAGAACGACCUGCUGGGUCACCCCAACACACGAGUCUUUGUUUCACACGGAGGCACCAAUGGGAUUUAUGAAGCCAUCUACCAUGGGGUGCCAGUGAUCGGCAUGCCUCUGCUUUUUGACCAGUUUGACAAUUUAGUCAGACUCGAAUCCCGAGGAGCAGCAAAAGUGAUCAACAUUGCAACCAUGCACUCUACAGAUCUGUUGCAGGCACUCAAUGAGGUGAUAAACGGCGCAUCUUAUGGGGACAACAUGAAGAGACUCUCCGCUCUCCAUCGGGACCAGCCAGAGUCGCCAAUGGAGAGAGCCAUUUUCUGGGUUGAGUACGUUGCCCGACACAAAGGAGCGGGGCAUUUGCGCUCAGAAUCCCACCGACUCCCCUGGUACGUUUACUAUUGUGUAGAUGUGAUGAUCUUUCUGUUGUCUUUGUUACUCCUGCUCACUGUGUUGGUGGUUGGAACACUGAAGAAACUUUGUCGUAGUGUUUGUGGGAAAAAGCAAAAGACUGAGUGAGAUUUUUUUCCCUUGGUAUAUUUUGUUUUUUCAAAUGAAUCAAAUAAAGUUUUUGAUGCAGA